Molecule: messenger RNA, 1641 nt
Organism: Cyclopterus lumpus (lumpfish)
Lineage: Eukaryota; Metazoa; Chordata; Actinopteri; Perciformes; Cyclopteridae
Gene: znf277
Product: zinc finger protein 277
Exons: 12
Coding region: 67-1371 (434 amino acids)
Source: RefSeq, a predicted model, not a curated record
GCAACGUACCGUGUUCCAGCCUCUGAUUGGUCCGCCGUGCGCUGUUUUGACCACGUGACAUGAGCGAUGGCCGCCUGUGACCGGAGUCGAGAUGGUCAAGACAGCAUCCUGGAGCCGCUGUGUUUCCCAGAGCCCCCCCUCGGCGGCCCCAGUGCUCCCAGUGCUCCCAGUCCGCCCGGCGACGCCCUGCUGGUGUGCCUGUUGUGCCCCGAGUCCGCCCCCCUGUGGCAGAACGACGCCCUCCUCAAACACCUGCUGCUGGAGCACCAGCUCGUCAUCGCCGACGUCAAGCUGGUCGCCGACCUCCCGAAGUACAUGUUGUACUGGAGGCGUCGCUUCCUGGAGCUGCCGCUCACGGACUUCUGCAGCGUCAUCAAGACGAACGCCAGCGGGCCGAUCGAGAAGCAGGAGAACUACUUCCUGCUGUGCGACGUCCUUCCAGAGGACCGAGUCCUCCGAGAGAAGCUGCAGCAGAAGCGACUGGAGGAGGUGCUGGAGCAGCAGCAGCAGGAGAGAGACGACGGCAGCUUCCGCCGCCUCUGCAUGUUCUGCAGCGACGAGUUCAGUGGAAACAGGUCGUCUCUGCUGAACCACAUGGCCCGAGAGCACUCCUUCAGCAUCGGGCUGCCGGACAACAUCGUCUACUGCCACCAGUUCCUGGACACGCUGCAGGCCAAGCUGGACAGCCUGCAGUGUUUGUACUGCGAGAAGACCUUCAGGGACAAAACCACGCUGAAGGACCACAUGAGGAAGAAAGCUCACCGCCGCAUCAACGCCAGCAACAGCGUGUACGACCGCUUCUACGUCAUCAACUACCUGGAGCUGGGGAAGAGCUGGGAGGAGGUGCAGAGCGAGGACGACCGAGAGCUGCUGGACGACGAGGAGGAGGACGAUUGGUCGGACUGGCGAGCUCGGCCGGUGUGCGCCGUGUGUCUCUUCUGUGACGACCAAUCGGAGACGAUGGAGCAGAUCUACUCACACAUGAAGGACGCUCACGGCUUUGACCUCCAUCAUCUGAGGACUGAGCUCAACCUCCACUUCUACCAGCAGGUCAAGUUGGUGAACUUCAUCCGCCGUCAGCUCCACCAGCGUCGUUGCUACGGCUGCCAGCAGCGGUUUGAGUCCAGAGACGGCGUCCUGCGGCACCUCGAGGUCGAAGGUCACGUGAUGACGCUGCCGGACGCGGCCACCUGGAACCAGCCGCAGUAUUACUUCCCGACCUACGAGAACGACGCCCUCUUGUGCUCGCUCUCCGACGACGGCGACGACGGCGACGUGCCGGUGAUCGCCGAGGACGUCUGUGACCUCAGAGCGCUGCAGCGGAGCAGCGUCCUCAGCCAGCUGCUGAGGAGAGGCGGGGCCUGCAGCUAGACGUGCACACGUCUGUGUACAACGCACGUGCACAGGCGUGUGCACGUACGUGCACCACGUCUUCUUUCCCCCACUGGCUCUGCAUGAAUCCCAUAAUUCCCUAAACGUGCACUUUAAAGCCACCCUUUGACCUUUGACCUCAAACAGCCAAUCAGGGCUGUCUGACUGUAUUAAAGCUCUCUAUCGCGUUAUGAAUGUUCUAUAAUUGUACUUAUUGUUCUUUCACGUUAAUUAUCAGUUCACCAGCAGAUCAAUAAAUGAUUGAACGUG